AUGUUUAGUUUAGCGAAAGACGUUCGAAUCAAACCUUGUUCCUGUGGUUUUGGUGACAAAAAAACCAUUAUCAAAUCUAACGAUCGACAACCCGCGUUCGAUUACUGUCCUAAUAUCAACAAGUUGGAUAAUCACGUUGACUGUCCAUCUUUUGAUGCUGUAUGUCACGAGAAUGAGCCAUGUGACCCUUACUGGGGAUUGAUUAAGGGUCGUUUUAAAACAAUUCGUCAUUGGUGUUUGAUGGGAGAAAUCGAGGAAGUUAACUAUUUCAUUCGUCCUCAUUUAGCGAUUCGUACCAAAUUCGAUGAGAAGGUUAUAAUUCAUUUUUAUCUCGAGGAAGACAAUACUCCACCCACUUUGUCAUUUGAUGACGCAUUAAUCGGUCAUACGAUUUUGAUAAUGUAUGCUGAAAAGCAUGAUUUUCUCGACAUGACUACUGGUGUUCGACAAGAGGUUGGAGAUUUAGUAGUUAUUUUCAAAUGUUCUAUGCAAAUACUCAUUAAAACUUUCGGAUCCAUGAUGGCUCCUCCAGCUUGCUUUCAAUGUGGAGCAAAACCAUCAAGUCCAACUCAAAACUCACCGUUGGAGAAGAAAGAAAAUCCUGUUUCAGCUGACCUAUUUUCACAUGUCGAUCAAGAUUCACAACCGACGUCGGCGAGCCUCUCAUUGAAGAAGUGUUCGAGAUGCCGAAUAGCAUUGUAUUGUAAUCAAUUAUGUCAAACUCAACAUUAG
Didymodactylos carnosus is the source of this 732-nucleotide messenger RNA. NCBI's taxonomy places the organism in Eukaryota, Metazoa, Rotifera, Eurotatoria, Philodinida, Philodinidae. The record is from the annotation of a GenBank genome assembly.